AUGGCUCCUGUUUGCGUCGGCACAGUACAAGCCGAACCGGUUUUCCUCAACCUCGACGGUUCCAUCAACAAGACCAUAGACAUUAUCCGGCAGGCCGCCACAAAAGGCGUGAAAGUCUUAGCCUUUCCCGAGGUUUGGGUCGGCGGGUAUCCCUGGCCAAUCUGGGCAAAAAAUGCAUUCGAAUCAUCCGAAUUCUGUGCAAAGUACAUUGCACACUCUCUCCCCAAGGAUUCCACACAUAUGCGUCGCAUCCAAGCCGCCUGUAAGGAGUAUUCGAUAUUCGUGGUCCUAGGCUACAGCGAGAAAGACGACGCAAGUGGAAGCAUCUAUAUCUCGCAGGCUUUCAUUAGCUUUACUGGCGAGAUCCUCCAUAACCGCCGCAAGAUCAAGCCCACGUAUGUUGAGCGUUGUCUGUGGGGUGACGGGCAAGGCGACUCACUCAAGUGCGUGGUCGACUCGCCCUUUGGAAGAAUCGGCGGUCUGAACUGCUGGGAGAACCUGCAGCCCCUGUUGCGGUACUACGAAUAUUCACAGGGUGUCCAGAUCCAUGUCGCGGGAUGGCCGUCUUGCCCAUCGGUUGAGAAGCUUGAAGUUCCCUACCCGUACGGGUGUACUAGCGAGGCUUGCCUACGGAUCAGUCAGAUGGUGGCGCUAGAGGGCCAAACAUUUGUACUAUGCUCCACGGCGAUUCUGAGUAAAGAGAAGCACGAGAUGAUGGGACUUAAGGAUAAGGGAAUCUUCCAUGAGGAUGAUGGUGGUGUGGCCAUGAUCUUUGGCCCUGAUGGCCGGCCAUUGGCCGAGCCUUUACCACGUGGAGAAGAAGGGAUCUUGACAGCUGUAAUCGACUUGGAGAUGAUCCAUGCGGCGAAGAGUCUGUGCGACCCAGUUGGACAUUACUCUCGUCCAGAUCUGCUGAGCCUCAGGGUGAAUUCGGUGAAGGCCGAAGUAGUGCACCACGACUGA
Molecule: messenger RNA, 963 nt
Organism: Aspergillus bombycis
Lineage: Eukaryota; Fungi; Ascomycota; Eurotiomycetes; Eurotiales; Aspergillaceae
Product: carbon-nitrogen hydrolase family protein
Exons: 4
Coding region: 1-963 (320 amino acids)
Molecular function (GO): catalytic activity
Source: RefSeq, a predicted model, not a curated record